This is a messenger RNA of Amoebophrya sp. A120, 1586 nucleotides long. The record is from the annotation of a GenBank genome assembly. Lineage: Eukaryota; Dinophyceae; Syndiniales; Amoebophryaceae.
UUCUGAGGGAGGCAGGAUGAGUGGGGGUGAUGAAAAGUCCAAGAUGAGAGACGAUGGCUCUGGAUGAUUACCAGUUCAGUAUCGUGUUGACAAGAACAGUUCACUUGUAAAAUCCCAUGGUCUACUAGCCGCGGCGCAAGAAACGACAGCAACGUAAAAAAGCACCUGCAGCCGACGAAGGAACUGCCAAUUGGUUCUGCGUCACUUCGCAGCUACACCGACUUGAAAACCGCGUCAAAAUCAGCACACCCACACAGCCGACAGGAUGGCGGACUCCGACAUUCAAAUUACGUUCGAUGCGGACAACUAUCCAGUGCAAAAGUAUCGUACUCGUAUUGCAAGCAUGCAUUACAAAUCUUUGGUUAAAGGUAAAUCCGCAUUUCUCAUGCUGAGGAAAUUUGCUUCUCAUGCUGAGGAAAUUUGUCAUGCAUUUAUACGAGUACGAUACUUUUGCAGUUCAUAACAACCACAUCCGGGUCCUGGACCCGGAGAAGUUCAAACAGAUGGAGAACCUAUGAGAGUGCACAACUCCCCCUCCCCCUCAUUUGUAUAGCAUGAACGGCAAUACAAGCACCAGCAAGAGUGCCGGUUUUGCAUGACAAAUUUGCACUGGGGUGUAGUGCUGUUUGGGCUGCCAGAACUUGUCAUGCAGACAGUGCCAUGAGGCAAAGGGUGGAUCUGGAUUGGGUAUUUUGCAUGACAAAUGAGGGUUGGUGGAAAGGUUCUUGAUGAGGUGCAGUCGGGUAUGCAUGACAAAUGAGGGGGAGGGGGAGUUGUGCACUGUCAUAGAACCUGUCCCAGGAGUGUCAAAAUUUCACGGAGAAGAUUCACCAGUUUGGGACCACGGUCCAAACUUUGGUGGAUGUGCUCGACGGGCAGGCGAAGAGGAUCGAGUUUGAGAAGCUGAGGUACUACUUUAGAUUUGGUGGAAGUCGUCCUUUGUGAAGCAGAAAAAUUUUUGAAUCGGAGUUUUUCUGUCCUCUACAAGGUCAACAUCUUCAAGGCUAGUUUUUGCAAUUUCCGGUCAUAUUCACAGGGCAAUCGGACAGAAGAACUUAGCCGAAAUGGAGUCGGAGAACCGGCGCAGGAAACAACAGCAAAUGCGAGCACUGAUUGCCAGUAAGGAGGCGGAGUUGUCGAGGCUAACAACGUAUCAAAUGCAAAAAUGUCUGGGUCUGGAAGAUUACGGGAUUUGUCAUGCUAGUCCGGCAUGACUCUGAGCUCUGCCUGUCAUGCAAAAACGCAGUUUCUCAUGCGGAGUACGCAACUCUGAACCACGGAAAAACGUGUCAUGCUUGGCAGUGCAUUACAGUGUGCGCAUUUUUUCCUGACUUGCGUCACAAGUUUCCAGACCCAGACAUUUUUGCAGUUGAUACAAAGUAUUACGACAGUUUGGAGAAAGUAGAGCGGGAGCAGAAAGCCAUGAUCGAAAGGCUAAGCAACAACGACGUGUGAUUUAUUUCAGCGACAUCAAUAAUAUAGCGCCGAAAGGCAGUAGAGAUGAAACGGAAAAGAGCUCUGUCUAGAAUUUGUGUAGCCACUGAGCAGGUACAUGUACAAAGUUGUAAGCGAGGUUUUCUUUGAAU